Parus major (Great Tit) is the source of this 3715-nucleotide messenger RNA. RefSeq names its product sorbin and SH3 domain containing 3 (gene SORBS3). The transcript is spliced from 18 exons. Bases 337 to 3552 code for a protein of 1071 amino acids. Gene Ontology annotation, molecular function: protein binding. Lineage: Eukaryota; Metazoa; Chordata; Aves; Passeriformes; Paridae. The record is from RefSeq and is a predicted model, not a curated record.
GACACGGGGCACCCCCAGAGCAGAGUGUUCCAUGCCCGGAUUCCCUAGGAAUGGGCGGAUGAAGGGGAUAGAGGGCUGCAGUGGGGUGCGGGCUCUGCUCUGCCCCACACCAGGGCUUGGAUGGGCACAGGAGCACAGACCCCAUUCCCCACUUUGGUCCUCACCUCUCAGCGUUUCCCUCCUCAUCCUCUUCCAAAAAUCCCCCCUUAAAUCCCUUUCUCCGUCGGACGGGGAACCGGUGACGCUGGAGGGGGCGAGGUGGGACACAGGCAGGGCUCGCGGGUCCCAUUGAGGUCCCCGGUGCCCAUAUCCCUGGGGGAUGGAAAGGUUGAAGGGAUGGAGGGGAUGGAGGAACGCAGGGCAUGGAGGAAAUUGAGGCAAUGGAGCGGCACCCUUGGCAAGGCGGGGGCAGCGGGGACGGGGGUCUGCUCUCACCGUGCCCCCAUCCCGGCGCUAGGAGGUCCACAGGAGCACAGACCCCACUCCCCGCCUCAGUCCCGACCACCACCCACCACUUCCCUCUCCAUCCUUUCCCGAAAACCCCCCUCGAGUUCCCGUCUCCAUCGCGCCGGGGGGCCGGCGGCGCGGGGCUCGCCCCGUUUCGUAAGCGGGGGCCGGGUGCUCGGGAACGCGUGCGCGGGGCGUGGGAUGAGUUCAGCCUCUUGGCUCCAUUCCCUGGAUCCCAUCCCUGGAAAUGUCACUGGAAACUCUGAAUGGGCCGGCCCCGCUCCAGAGCGGGGAGCGCUGGGGGGGCAGCGCACCCCGGGGGGGGCCGGGGCACACGGGGAUCCAGCUCCGGGGAGGACGGUGGCUCCCGACUCUCUCGGGGGAUGCUCUUGGGGGGCUCUCCCCGCCAGCCCCCCACGAUGCUCUGAGCCCCUUCCCGCUCCUCCUGCCGGCAAAGUUCGUGCCGUGGAACUUUCUUCCCUGCCGCUCGCGGCGCCGUCCCGCUCGCCCCGGGGCUCCCCAAAACCCCGCUGCUCCCCGGGCGUCCCCGUCGGCACCGCCCAGGAGAGCCCGGCCGGACCCAUCCGUGCAGAGCUGGGCGAGGGGCGGGCGGUCUGGAUCCGCAUGGAGAAGGCGGUGGGGACCCGUGCCGGGGCUGGUUCUGAGCUGGAACAGCCGCUUCCCCUGGCAUCGCGAGGCUCCCUGAGUUGGGGGAGCUGCCACCGUGGUCGCCACCCCGCCGUGAUCGUUGUCACCCCACACACGGUGUCCCCUGAGUUUCCAAAUAACGGGAUGCUCCCAGCGGUGGGUCUGGGGGUCCUCCGAGCCCCCAUCUCUGGCAAAGCCCGUGAAUGCCCAGAAAACAGGGAUACGGCCCCGCGAGCACAGCUGCUCUUCCCACAGGGCAGCCCCGGGGGUCCCCCCCGCCCCCCGGCCAUGGCGGGCCGGCUGCUUCCCCCCGACAGCAGCCCAGCUCUGGGUGUGGAGGACGUUCCCCAGCUCCAGGCACCUCUGCAGGUGUCCCCGCAGCCCACAGUGACACGGGUGCCCGUCAUCCACCACCGCGGCUCCAACACCCUCAACUUCCACUUCCACGAGCCGGAGAGCCGCGGUACGGCCGAGAACAGCCAGGGAGCUCCCAAGAGCCCAGUGAAUGAGUGGUACCAGACCUGGCCGGCCAAGGAGGCGAAAGCUCCCAGCACCCCGGUGCCCGCCCACCCCACACCCAGUCCCCGGGCCGCCCCCACCUGCCCACGGCCACCAGGCUGGUCGGCAACCUGGACCAAGGAUAGCAAGCGGCGGGAGAGGCGCUGGGUGAAGUACGAUGGCAUCGGGCCCGUGGAUGAGACGGGGAUGCCCCUCGCCUCGCGCUCGAGUGUCGAUAGCCCCCGGGACUGGUACCGCAGCAUGUUCCGGCAGAUCCACCGCAAGCUGCCAGAGCCCGACUGGGACACCCAUUCUUGCCCCACCACGGCGCCUCCAUCGCCCCCCAAACCGCGGAGGAGGGGGUCGGCCCCAGCUGAGCCCCCCGGAAUGCCUAACGGGAUGGAUUGGACCCGCUGGGGUGCCACCGGCGCCACUGCCGAGCCCGGCAGCAUUUUUGACUAUGAACCAGGGAAGUUUUCUCGGCGGGAGCAGAGUCCGGCAGCAGCGCGGCCGAAGCGGGCUCAGUCCAUCGAGGUGCUGCUGGAGCAGGAGCUGGAGCAGCUCAGCGAGGAGCUGGACAAGGACAUGAGGGACAUGGAGACGCGCCGGACUCCCCGCCAGAGCCCGGCGGCUGCUCCCACCGCUCGCUCCCCUGCUCCGGCCUCCCCGGCUGCUCGGAGCCCCCUGUCACCCCACUGGCUGUGGAGCCCCCCUGCCACCCCCAGCAUGGAGUGGGGUGGGCUGGGGCUGGCCAGCGACCGGAGCCUUGCAGCCUCCAGCAGAGACACCCUCAGGCCAGGGACCCUCCCCAGCUUGUCGGACCUGGGGGACCCCGUGGAGGUCGUCAAGAGGGAGGAGAAGAAGAUGAAAGCUGCUCGCCUCAAGUUCAACUUCCAAGCUGAGUCUCCCAAGGAGCUGACGCUGCAGAAGGGGGACAUCGUCUACAUCCAUAAGGAAGUGGACAGGAACUGGCUGGAGGGGGAGCACCACGGCCGCGUGGGCAUUUUCCCCUCCAACUACGUGGAGAUCCUGCCCCCUACGGAGGUGCCCAAGCCCAUCAAGGCUCCCACGCUCCAGGUUCUGGAAUACGGGGAGGCGCUGGCGCUCUACAACUUCCGAGGGGAUCUGCACGUGGAGCUCUCCUUUCGCAAGGGCGAGCGCAUCUGCCUGGUGCGGCGGGUGAACGAGAACUGGUACGAAGGGAGGAUUCCGGGCACCAGCCGCCAGGGCAUCUUCCCCGCCACCUACGUGCAGGUGCUGAAGGAGCCGCGGGUCAAAGCCUCCGCAGAGGACAUCCCCUCCUCUCCCGCCCCCGCCAGCCCCCGGCCAGCGGCCGGAUCCCCGUCCCUGCAGCGCUCGCCCGGUGCCCGGAUCCCCCAGGCUCCCCCCGGCUCCCCCCGGGAAGCGAAGCGGGGUCCCGGGGUGACGGGAGGGCGCCCGUCCUCUCCUCGCCACCUCGGCGCCGCCUUCCCCCCCUCCCCAAAGCUGCCCCACGCUGGCACCCCCAGCCCCUUGGUGGCCUCUGCCAGCCCCCCACAUCCCGUGGCCGCCCACCCCCAGGAGCUCCGGCGUUCCGCCUGGACCCCAGAGCAGGUACAGGGCGCUCUACCAGUACCGGCCCCAAAACGCCGACGAGCUGGAGCUGCUGGAAGGGGACCGGGUGGAUGUCAUGCAGCAGUGCGACGACGGCUGGUUCGUGGGAGUGUCCAGGAGGACGCAGAAAUUCGGCACUUUCCCCGGGAACUACGUGGCGCCGGUGUGACCCGCGGCGAUGGGGACCCCCAGGGGGAAGAGUGGGGAUGGGGGUUCCCCCUUGUCCCACCUCGGCCACCCGGUGUCCCCGCCGUGUUCCCCCACGGGGAUGAAGUGCCUCCAGCUCCCUCCCGCCCCUAUGGGGCUGCCUCUAACAGGGACAAACCCCCCCCGGCUCGGGGUGUCUCCCCCUCCCCAGUGCCUUAACUCGCCCCCUCCUCACCGCUGCCCGGUGCCACCGCCCCGGGGGUCGUCCCGAGGGUCUGGCCGGUGCCGGGCCUGACCAUGACGGCCGUGACCCGGGCUGUGGGUCCGUGUCCGGGAGUAGCCUUCGCUUCUUUUCCAUCAUUAAAGCUCAGCUCAGCCCGAC